GUCAUCAUCAUCACGGAGUAGGUAAUUGAUUUGGGUAACUUAUUAUUUGGCGUAAUUUAUAUUUACAAGCAGAGCAGUUUACUUUCAUUUAAAUUAAAAUAUGAUGCCUGGAAGAAUUGGUCACUUACCUAUUGCAUCUGAAAACCCUUUAGGCCUAUCGUGGCAUGAUUCUGCAUGGAUUCCGUCUUUAAAUCCUUCUAACAUAAUGGAUUAUUUUUCGGAGAGAUCCAAUCCAUUUUUUGAUAGGACGUGUAAUAAUGAAGUCGUUAAAAUGCAACGGCUUAGCAUGGACCAAUUGCAAAACAUGACAGGUCUGGAAUAUGUGCUGUUGCAUGUACAAGAACCAAUUCUAUAUGUGAUCAGAAAGCAACAUAGGCACAGUAUCAAUCAAACUAUUCCGCUGGCUGAUUAUUACAUAAUUGCAGGAAUUGUUUAUCAAGCUCCUGACUUAGCUAGUGUGUUGAACUCUAGACUGCUUUCUGCAGUUCACCACUUGCAGAAUUCAUUUGAGGAAACCAUGUCUUAUUCAAAGUAUCAUCCUAGUAAAGGAUAUUGGUGGGAUUUCAAGACUAAUAAAUCAGGUUCAUUUAACAUGGGACAGUCUGCCCCCAAAGAAGUUUCUAGUGCACCCAAGGAGGAGCCAUCUACUCUAUUUCAAAGACAAAGAGUAGAUAUGUUGUUGGCCGAGUUAGUGAGACAGUUUCCUCUGCCCAUCACACAGACUGCAGCAAACCAGAAUGGAGUAACUGUUAAGACUGAGAACACAAAUGAUAAGAGCUCUGAGAAGGGAUCAGAUGGAAACAAUAUGAACAUUACAAUAAAACAAGAACCAGUGGAUCCAAUUAGCUCUGAAAUGACAAAUGGUAACAUGCAAGGACACAUGGAGAUCAAAACUGAAAUUAAGCAGGAAAAUAUGAAACCACCACCAGAGAAAAAGCCUAGAACUUAAAUAUUAUAGUGCAUAAAUAAAUAAAAAAUAAUUCAAAAUAUUUCAUUGAAUAAAAUAAUAUAUUAAUUAUUAUCACUAGUUCCCUCUUAUAGUGGGUAUCUUGGAAGAAAUAUACCUAAGAAGGAUAGUAUAACAAGAAUGGCAGUCAGAAACUACAAGCACUGGGCUCGUGAGAUGAGCUUAUACAAAGAUUGCUCAAUAGUUUACCCUGACGUGACCAAUUCUGGAAGCCAAGAGUGCCAAGGUUGGAGGCAUGUUUCAACAUUAAAAAAAAAAUGCAAAUUAUGCUGUGGACUGUGAUUGGCCACAUUAUUCAGAUAUGAUCUAGAUAUUAUAUCAUUUAAAAAUGGAUUUAUACUAAGUGCCAUGAGUAUCACAACAGUGGGGCACAGUCAAGAGUUGUAUGGUUUUAAUGAUUUUCAUUUGAACAACCGUUUAUGUUAGACAGUUAGCUUAUGCUCGCGACUUCAUUUGCGUGGACUACACAAACUUCAAACCCCUAUUUUACUUUAGGGGUUGAAUUUUCAACAAUCUUUCAGUGCAGUCAGUCAGUUACCUUUUCCUUUUAUAUAUCUAGAUUAAUAAUAGAAGUUGUAAUUAGUUUAGUGAAAUGCUUAAAUCCAUAAAUAAUUUGUUAUCCCAAUACCAUAUACAAUGAAUACUACUUGUCAUGGUCAGGAGAUUGACACUAUACUUUCAUGGCAUAUAUUGUGGGCUCUAUCUGUUGUGGCACUGGACUGGAGGAAUGGCAAUGCACUAAGGACUAGACAUAUUAAAAGUUGAAGUUCAG
Molecule: messenger RNA, 1739 nt
Organism: Maniola jurtina (meadow brown)
Lineage: Eukaryota; Metazoa; Arthropoda; Insecta; Lepidoptera; Nymphalidae
Gene: MED6
Product: mediator of RNA polymerase II transcription subunit 6
Exons: 5
Coding region: 101-949 (282 amino acids)
Biological process (GO): regulation of transcription by RNA polymerase II
Cellular component (GO): mediator complex; core mediator complex
Molecular function (GO): transcription coactivator activity
Source: RefSeq, a predicted model, not a curated record